GGGUCAUACUCCGGCUCGGCUUUGACAGCAUUGCCAUAAACUUACCACUUCUUUGGCGCAAAUUAGCAAACCCUUGUUGUUUAAGCUUUGGCAAGAAAAAAGGGGAAAAAUCAAAUCAGCAGUCGAGAGAAGAGAAGAGAAGCUUUGAGAUAACCGGCGACAAUGGCAGCACCUGAGCCGCCGAGUUCAUCACAGAAAGUGAUCAUCCAAUUGAAAGCCACCGCUGAUGCUCCCAUACUCAAGCAAACAAAGUUCAAGAUGCUUGGGACUGAUAAAUUUGCAAAGGUGAUCGACUUCUUGCGUCGUCAACUUCAUAGAGAAACAGUGUUUGUCUACAUCAACAGUGCAUUCUCACCAAAUCCGGAUGAAUUAGUGAUUGAUCUUUUCAAUAAUUUUGGUGUUGAUGGUAAGCUGCUGGUGAACUAUGCUUGUUCCGUGGCGUGGGGCUAACUUGACUUCAUCACAUGUUGCCAAAGUCCUUAACAGUUCAUACACUGUAAGAUUCCCUCCCCCCCUCUUGAUACAACUUUCAUGUACUUAACCGCAAGAAGCCUGAACAUCUGCAUCUCAACGUCUGAAAGAUGCGAAACUGUUCAUAUAAUAGAUCUUUGCACCGUUUUCAUUUGUUAUUCGUAAUUUUUUUUUAUUGUAUAUGUAAUUACUCGGCCUGUGCUUUUGUAGGAUUCAUUCAUACAAGGGAGGAACAUUAUCUGUAGAUAGAGUUUGUAGUUUGAAGAUUAUGAUCAGAUAUGAUCUGGAUAGAAGAAGAAAAACAGUUUUAGUUUACCUCCUCUUUUCAUCAGGGUGCCAAUGUCUUGUAAUUUGUACCAAGUAUUGACAAUGUAUGCAUAUUGAGUUUGAAUGCCUCAAGCUCAUACCCAGCCGAAUUAUUUUUCCACUCCGUGUUUUGAUCCUCCCCUUCAUUUCUCAUUUCAACAUAUUCGGGUUUCGGAGUAGACCAGAUUUUCUGUACGGAUGAGUUUGUCAUAUCAUUGGAUCACUUCCCUUGCGAGGAUCGAAUCGAGAUUAUAGAUAAGCAUUUUUUUUUCUUCAAUUCGAUCCAGAUCGAACAGUGAAUGGUGUGAUUCGGUCUUGGUAAAAAAAAAAAAACUGGAUCAUCUUCCAAAAUACUCAUCCGUUCAUCAAAAGAGGUCUUCAAGUUCAAUGUUCUCAACCCUUUUGGUAGAGGAACUUCGACGACAAGGUAGACUAAGGGGCAAGGAUUUGAGUGAGGAGUGUAGUACUCCAGGUCUGGCCCAAACAAGGUUAUGGACUGAGCUUUCAUUACAGUUUAGCCCAGGAGGAAGAGGAGGCCCAACCCAGCCCAAUGGCUCCAGCAAAAGAGCAUUCUCGACAGUACACCAUGGGAAUUUCUAGAUGAUCGGCUGAAAGAUAAUUAACGAGAAAGAAGAGGACGACAAACACAAAGGUCCCCCAUGAAGAAGAAGAAGAAGAAGAAGACAAUCCAAAACAGUAUUCUGCUACUGGAAGGCGGUUCUGACUUUACAUUUCGCGUACACACCGAGCUACUUGCACAAUUAUACACCCCAAAGUUUUCAAUUCCGCCUCACACUUGGGGUUUCUUAUUUUAUUUAGUAUUCUUCUAAAACGUGCUAUCACUUCUACUCUAUAAAAACAACCUUUUUUCGACACAGAUAUUGAUCGACUAUAAAGUCCACCCUUUCGGGAUUUUGAUAUGUUUUUGGGCGGUCCCGAGGAAUGCCACGUGCACACGCGGUUGAUUGGCCGCCCUAGCGGGAAACGCCCCCUCCCCGAGCGGUUUAUGUGAAAACCAUCUCCCCCUGAGGCAGUUCUCAAUUAAUGGUGGUAAUUUUG
This is a messenger RNA of Linum trigynum, 1836 nucleotides long. The record is from the annotation of a GenBank genome assembly. NCBI's taxonomy places the organism in Eukaryota, Viridiplantae, Streptophyta, Magnoliopsida, Malpighiales, Linaceae.